This is a messenger RNA of Rhagoletis zephyria (snowberry fruit fly), 685 nucleotides long. RefSeq names its product wurmchen 2 transmembrane micropeptide (gene wrm2). The record is from RefSeq and is a predicted model, not a curated record. Lineage: Eukaryota; Metazoa; Arthropoda; Insecta; Diptera; Tephritidae.
AUAGACAUUUAAAGCACUUUUGCAAAAGAAAAAAAAAGAAUGGCAUUUAUCUUGCUUUAUCCAGCCGUAGCUGCUCUUGCUCUCUUCAUUAUCGGUGUUAUUAUUGUAAUUUUACGAUUUGGACCACGUCUUUGUGGUUUGCGUCAUCAUGCGCUUCCCGAUAAUCACGAAUGGGACGGAAAGAGCUAUGAGCAUGAGAUCAGCUACGCCUAGGUAAGGUUCCUUCAUACUGAACUCGUUAUUGUCAUGACUCAAAUAUGUGGAAACUUCUGCUGUGUAUUUUUUCAAGUGAAUCAAGGCAAUGGAUGGUCGGUGUGAAAAGUUUUGAUGUCAUUAAAAAUAAUUGCUAACUCGAAUACUACUUCUAUAAAAAACUGCACAAUUAAUCUAGCAACUAAAUUCCGCGAUAAGAGGAAUCACAUUAAGAAUUAGUACAAACUUACGGCAACAUAUCGUAAUUUUUAAAAGUGUCUUUUUAAAAACAAAUUUAUACUUUUAUACGCAUGCAUAGUAAGUUCACAUUACAAUUUUAGGUUAAAUUGAAACUCAAACUAUUCCGUCCGAGUAGUAUUUAAAAAAUCAGGAGCACUAUUUACAAUGCUCAAAUAACCAAUAGUUUGUAAACAGUUUUAUAAACGCAUGUUUUACGCAAUGAAAACAUUUUCUAAUAAAUGAUACAAAUUUA